UGGAACAGGAAGUAAAACGGUACCCUAGAGGUCGCCGUGGAUGAAGAACUCGGAAGUGAAGCACGGGCAUCCGCGAACAAGUAAGGAGGCCAUAUUUUAUGGGGUAGGUUAGGAAAAUAAAAAUAGAGUGAAAGGGCUUUUCCGUUUUAACCUUACCAGACCCCGCUCACCCAUGUCUUCAGGACGACCCGCCCUGUGGCACAGAGGUGACAUCCUGGUGCUCUUUCUGGUCCUGGGAGUUUGCUGCUUCCUUUGCCCUCUUCUGCUUUUACUUCCAGGGUCCUUCCCCGUCUGUCUUCUUCCCCAACAGUCUUUCCCAAACCUUUAGCCGCUCCGCCAAAGACACAAGCAAGAAUCUAACAGAUUAAAUUGUACUAAAGUAAUUUCUGUGUAAUCAAAAACAUUAAAGCAGGUCUUCUAUUGAGGAGCAAUAGUUGUUCAUCCCCAAUCAUCUUUGCAGAAGCCACCACCUCGAUCCCCAGGCACCCAACAUUGAAUCUAAGAUUUUGCAUUGAACUACAUUGCCUGCCCUUUUUAUUUUUUAUUUGAAGAGUCCCUGGCUGCCCUCGAACUCCCUGUCCUCCUGUCUCAUCUGGAGCAGCUAGCAUUACAGCCAUGUACCACCUUGAUCAGCUGGAGAUCACUGCUUUUAAUUUUUCCGUAUGUAGCUCUUUGUAUGACCCUAAAUCAAAAUAAUAUAUUUCCACUGCAUUUCUUUAGCUUUUUUAUAUUUCCUUACCUUGCUUUUCUCUAGCUUCUCCAUUUGCAAUUGCUAUUUUUGUUCCUGUGUUGAUCUUUGGAACUUUAAAUGAUAGAUAUCACCCUGUUUGUUGUUCCAUGAGCAUUAGGCAGUGCUUCUGGGGCCCUUACACUCACACUACUUUAAAUGAGGACAUUAAAACUUCCACUUUCAGCCUGCCAUCAGCUAUACCUCAGCGUUUACAUUUAAUUCUCAGGUAUUCACCAAACAUUAAAGCACUGUUUUUGUUUUUUGGGGGGUUUUGUUGCUGUCAUUGUUGUCUUUGAUACAGGGAACUGAACUUGAGAUCUCACACUUGCCAGUCUAGUAACAUAAAUUUACAAAGUGAAUGCAUAAAUAUUGCCAAAUGCAUCAAGUGCCUGCCAUUGACCAUUCAUGUUCCAUAUCCAUAUGUGAUACUGACAAAAGUUCCAGGGAUUGGCUGGUUGGUUGGUUGGUUGUUUCUCUGGAAUGAUGAGUUCCUCCACUCAUCAUUUUGAUCAUGGUCUUUGUUUUUUUUUGUGUGUGUGUGUGUGUGUGUUUUUUAUCUUCUAAGGGAUAUUAUUUCAUCUCUUCUUUUAACAUACCACUGAGGAGCAUGUCUUGGCAUAUGUAUGUUAGCACCAGAGAAGAGAGUAAGAAUUACAAGCACAAGGAAAAACACUCCUGUUUCUCUUACAUUUUACACUGUUUUGUAUAACAUAAGGAAACUGCAUAUAGGCAAUGGGCUUCUGGCAUUUACCUUUCACCCUAAAUGUACUCAUAAACAUAUCAGAGAAUGAGGCUAGAGGUAUUUAGGACCUUGUUCUGGAUGCAGAAACACCACAUUUUAUGUGACCUUGCUCUAGUUGAAGAGAAACUAUGUUGACUUACAGAGUAUGAUAGGAGUGAGAAUAGUCUGGUAGAGCAAACACAGAAGAAUCAGAGUUUCCCCAAUAAAUGAAAACUCAGAACUUCCAACACCACUCACUUGGGUGUCCCUACACAUCCCUUCCAUGGUGUGAGUAAAAUAACCCAAAGGUUCAAUUGAGAAGGCCUAAGCUUAUUCAGCAGAUCAGUAAAUGAUCCUAAUGAUAGGUUUGUUUUUCAGUCACUACUUAACAUUUAAUUGACCUGUAUGUUUACUUUUUUUCCUCUCAUAUAUUUUCCUUCACUCUUUAUAGCCUUCAUUACCUUUCCUUGCUUUUAUUCAUGUUCCAAGGAAGAUGUGAGAGGAACCGUGAGUCUGGCAGUCUUAGUGGAAGCUAUUGAGGAAGAGGUGGCCUGUCCCAUCUGUACGACUUUCCUGAAGGAGCCCUUGAGCAUUGACUGUGGACAUCACAGCUCUCUCUCUCUCUCAGGACUCUGGGAGGUUUCAAGAGAAUCCCAGAACUGCAAUUAUUCCUGUCCCCUUUAACCAAAGAACCUAUGAGUUAAUUGGCAGCUGGCCAGUGUUGUAAAAAAAGCCAAUUUGCUAAGGCCAUGUCUAGGAAUAAAACUGAAAGAUGACAUGUGUGAGUUCCAUGGGACACAGUUAAAGGUCUUCUGCAAAGAGGAUGGCUUAUAUGGUGUGUGAGGCCUACAGCUGAGCCUCAGAGAAUGAGGCCCACUGUGCUGUGCCCUUGGAGGACAUUGCCUGGGAAUACAAGGUGGAAGAUCACUCCUCUGCCCUUCAUUUGGCUAUCUCUAUAUCAAGGGCCAGAUACCAGCCCCAGAGCCUAUGAGCUGAUUUCUUUGGCUCCUAACACCCACAGGGCCCUGAGGUGUGUUAUGCUGAGUUACACUUUUUCUUUUCAAGACUUUGUUGAUUUCCUUAUUUCCAACUUCCCUCACUUUCCACCCUAAGUCCCAACGUGUUUUAAUGUAACCCAAAGCUGAUUUUAGUUAUGAGACUUGGAAGGAGCUCAGUUUGGAUUCUAUUGGAAUUCUUAAUGGCUUGGUUAAAUUUGGGUGUGAGGUUGAGAUUCACUAAUCAAGACUAACCUAUCAGAACCUUCUAACCUCUCCUAGCAGCACAACAAGUAGUCACUUGACAUUGUGUGAGUCAAACUCCUUUAAAACUAUGGCUUAGAAACUUGGGUUCAUAAUUUAUUUUUAGAUCUGUAAAGGACCCUGAGUGAGUUCCUUGGGACUGAUUUGCGAAGUGCCAGAUGUGACUUAUGCACUAAACAUGCAUUAAUACACACAGUACCUAAUACAAUAUUUUCAGGUCCCUUCUGACUUUGGGUUUAGGUAAAGGAAAAUCAAAGGCUAGGCAUUUUUUCCUCUUUGGCCAGUCUUCUUUAUCUCUCCCAAAUCCUUUCAUGUUGUUUGUUUGUUUGUUUGUUUGUUUUGUAUCCUUUCUCUGGGACAAGCCAUCUUUGUUUAUGCACCUGCUGUUUUUUUUUUUUUACUCGGUCAGAGAAUUUGUCUUCAGGUUCCUGUUUGCUCUUUUCUCAGAUGUCUAUGCUGUCAUAUCUUUGUAAGAUCCAUUAUUCCAGUAUUUGGUGAUCAGUGACCCUGUUCUGGUCUUAAAUUCUUCUUUGGAGAGUUGAAAUUAGGCAAUAAAAAUGUAAGAUAAAUCUGCUAAAUUAGCUUUUUUCAUCCAUAGUAAAAGUUUCUAAAGCAUUAAAAGUACGCACUUAGCCAGGCAUUGUGGCACAUGCCUAUAAUCCCAGCACUUGGGAGGCAGAGGCAGAAGAAUUGCUGCAAGUUCAAGGCCAGUCUGAGCUACAAAAUGAGUUUAAAGCCAACCUGAACUACAUAGUAAAACCCUGUCUCUUAAAAAAAAAAAAAAAGUAUACACUUACUCAUUUUGUUCUGAAAAUAUUGGAGUAGUAGAGAGGUUUUAACAUCCUAACAUGUUUAAAUCCCAGCCAAACCAUUUACUAGUUACAUGACUUUAGAUAGUUGACUUUCUAUGUCUCAAUUGUUUUAAUCUGUAAAAUGGGAUAAAGGUCAAUAGAUGAGGACUCUAUUAAUGCAUGUAUAGUGCUUACACCAUGUUUGGUACUUAGUUAUUCUUUUUUUAGUUAUUCUUUCAUAAAAUGAUUACCAUGAUUAGAAUUAUAAGUGAUACAGAAACAUGUUAUGCGUUCCAGUGGAAAUCCCUUGUGUCACUAUUCUAGGACCCUGCUUCCUACUUUAAGACCAAAAACAGACAUGAAUGAGCAGCAGGGUUCAAGGGACUUUGUUCUAAAACAUUUUGGAAAUCGACAUUUCUUCCACUUCACACUUAGGGACUAUGGGGGUUACCAUGAUUCUCAGCUCAGAGAACUACCCUGGGGGCCAUCUGGGCAGAUCUGCCCCUACAUUCCUCUCCUCUCUACAGUCAUUCUCUGUUGCCAGACGGACCCUGAUUUUCCCAUCACUUACCAGUGUGAGGGCUUCUUAUCAGCCUAGGCUGCCUGAGUUCUCCUCAUUAGGCCCAUGUUUACCUCUUGCACUGGAAACUCCUUGAGUCUCUGUAACAUCUGAGGAAAGGACAGAAAGAGGGGCCUGUGUGCUGGAAGUUAAUGAAGAGAAACAAACUGAUGACUGGAAGGCAAGUGGCCACCUGGGCAAGGAGUUUACAUCACCUCUGUUCUGUGGCUUUCUCAUCUCUGGGAGGUAGAACAUAAGGCUUUAAGUCAGAGAGCCUGGGACCCUAACACUUUUACCAGGUUUAUGGCCCUCAGUGGGCCAUGAAACUUCACAGUUUUGGUUUCUUGAUUAUGAUAUAGGGAUACCUCUGAUCUGAUGUCCUCGUACAUGAGAAAGGAAAAGUAUGCGCCUCAUAAUGCACAUUAAUUUAUGAUACCAUUCUUGUACAAUGCUAAUAAAACAUAGUUUUUUGCUUCACUUUCCCAGUCAAGGGGUAUUUCCUAACUUCAGUUAUGAAAAUACUAGAAAAUCAUUUCUGCAAUACAUUUGAAGCCAGUAAUUAUGAAACUUUGCAGCUUUUGAUCAACAGAAUAAUAUUGAAGCAAUCUAAUAUAGUGCUUUAAACAGAUACAACACCAGCAAGAAGAAAAAGCAUCUAGCAAUACAGUUAACUUACAUUGCUUUUAUAAGUAUAACCCAUCUGGUUAUUCUUAAAAGGAAAAAUAGUCUAGUGUUCAUAGUACCAAGAUAAUCUGGAUCCUCCUGGUCAGAAAGAGUAGUACAUGUUGAAUAUUCCUAAUCCAAAAAUCUGAAAUGUGAAAUGCUAUAAAAUCCAAACUUUUUUGAGCACCAGCAUGAUGCCACAAAUAGAAAAUUCUACCCCUGACCUCAUGGGGUAAAUCGCACUGAAAAUACAGGCAUGAUACAAAAAUGUAUUUAAAACCACUGGCCUGUGCAUACAUACACCAAACCAUUCCACAGGGUAUAUGUAUGCACAGGCCAGUGUUUUCAAUUGUGGGUAGCCCUUACAUUAAAAAUAUCAGUGCUGAUUGCAAUCUUGACUCUGUAGAUGCAGGUGGAAACCCAAAGUGGGAUACCAUAUUAGAGUUUAAGUACCAGCAGUUGCUAAACAAAAAAGGUCUCCAAAGUCGGCAGCUAGACAUGGAGGUAGCUACAGGUCUGGCCAGCUGGAAUAGGAAUGGGGAAAUGUUGCAUAAGCUAGAACUGAAUUACGAAGACCUUGUCUGUCAGAACUGGGUUCUGUGUAGGAUGAUCACAGAGCUGAAAGAGAGAUCUUGGAUGCCUGUCCACUGGAUCCUGCAGCCAUGCAACAGGCUUUCCUGGGAAGUCUGUUCUUGGAGCCUACAGCUGCCAGAAUCAGUCUCCUUGAAGCUGAAGACAGAUUGCCAUGUGCUAGGGCUAAGAGAGGUUCUGAAGAAAUAUGCAGCUAAUGUAUACUUGGAUCCGGAUGCUGCUUACUCUUACCUCAUCAUAUCCAAGGACACAAAGUGCGUACAGUAUGGAUACACUCAGCAGAAGCUACCUGACAGUCUUGAGAAACAUCACUACUAUAACCCUGUCCUGGGAAACCAGUACAUCUCCUCAGGCUAGCGGUCCUGGGAAGUGGAGGUGGAAGAUGAGACUGAAUGUGGCUUGAGAAUGUAUAACGAAAAUAUAGACCAAAAGGAGGUGCCCUUCUUAUCUCCCUACUGUGGAUUCUGGGUGAUAAGGCUGAGAAAGGAAACUGAAUACCUGGGCACCGAUGAAUUCCAUCUCCUGUCCUUGCAAGUCCCUCCGUGGCGGGUGGGAGUCUUCCUAGAUUACAAGUCCCAUUAUAUCUCCUUCUAUAAUGUGACUGAUGAUGGCUCUCACAUUUUCACUUUCCUCCCCUGUCUUUUUCCUGGGCAUCUCCUGCCAUGUUUUAGUCUUUGCUACAAUGGUGCCAAGCACACCGCUCCUCUGAUCAUCUGUUCCCUGGGUGGUGAGGACUAAGAGAGCUCCCUUCCCAACCAGAGCCCUUAGAAUUUGGCCUGGCCCACAAGUGAGUUGAAGAAUGUGGCCAAAGAAUCCAUUUACUCCUUUCCCUGUCUCUAUGGUCUCUUGCUGUUAGGCCGUUGUCACUGAAUGACCCAUAUAAAAUGACUCAGUCAAAUGAGCAUUGCACCAGUGAAUUAAGCUCAGAACAGUGGUAAGAUAACUUGUUGGUAUGAAGAUCUACUCUGCAUUCCUCUCACACCUCUCUUCCCUUGUUCUCACUCAGUGCCAUAAUUAAGGCAAUGAGAAAAAUAAAACAGACACUCUUCAGGGAACUUUUCAAUUAGAGCUAACCAGUGAGCCAUAGAAAUAAAGGCCAUAUCCACAGCUGGUUUCCAUGCUGAUGCCAGUCAAGAUGCUUCAUCUAAGGUUCACUGGAAUAUAACCUGUAUUGACCUUACUCUGUCCUCCUGAUUAGGGACACGGGACUUUCGCAGGCCACUCUGCAUCACCUCCUUGGGUGCAGGCUGGAUAGUUCACUGUCUCAGACCUCUAAGUGGCAAAAGCAGAAAACCUGUUCUUAUUUUCAUUCUAUGGAUAACAUAACUGAAAUGGGCUUAAGGAAACAAAUUACUUCUUAGCUUUGAAAGAUUAUAAAAAGUGUGAACUCAUUUUCGCAUUCAACUGAAGCAAGAUUGAAAAAAAUUGCUCCGUAAGUCAAAUGUGAACCACUCCCAUCUUUAAGAGGUUAAAGGUAUCUUUGUUGGCAAACUGGAUGCAGUUUGUCCUAAAACAAUGUAUUGUUACCUCUUACCUCUUAGAUUGGUGUAAAAUCCAUGACCCAUGCCAUACUUUGCUCAUUUCUCAGGGAUAUAGGAAGGUAACCAUGGAUAACCUCCCCACCUCACGGUGUUAUGACUAGUCUCUUCUCAGUAAUGCCUUACUUUGUUAGGUCCUUUCCUGACAGUCUAGAGCCCUUCAGGUGGAAAAGUGUCAUGCCAGAGGCACACUAUGAGCCACAGGAGAAUAUUAUGCAACUUCUUGCAUGGCUUUAUCUCUGGAUUACAAUAGAGGCUAUAACUUCAGGAUAGAAACUAAAGAAAAAAAUGCAAAACAGCUAACCAAGAAGGAUGCUUAUCCACCAACCAGUUAGGCUAAAAGACCUUUUGAAUCACCAAGGGAAUCUUCACAGUACUUGUAACUACUUAAUAUCUUCUUUGCUUUUCUCUUCUCUAAAUCUGUGGAGGAGAGAAAUGUAGGAAAAGGAAAAGAAAUUUUUAAAUGCCAUGUGUGUGAGAAAUAGAAUUGGAUCAAAUGUGAUAAUGAAGAGAAUUAAGACUGUAUGUUGGACUUACUGACUGUAGAGUAGGUGUGUGUGGCCGCAAGGCUAUACUAACAUAAGCCACUGCAAGUCAUAAGGUUAUGCUGUGGAAGUAAUUGUGUUAGAAAUAAGCUUCAAAGCAGGCAUAUGAGAAUUAUUGUUUCUGCUUAUUGCAAUGGACUACGAUACAUACCAAUUUCAUGUUGUUUCCCCAGAAUGCAAUGUAAGACAGCUUCUGGCACCAUGGGUACUGGAAGAUAAUGAUCAUUAAGUUAGGAUGGAGCAGAAAAAUAGAUAGUAUGUGAGGUAACAGACACACAGUGACUUCCAGUUGGUCAUAAUAACAAAUAUUAAAAAUCAUCUUUCUGUUUUAAUUGCAUUCACUGUUUACAUUUGAGGGAGGUAAAAUGAGUGAAAUAAAAUUCAUUCUGCCACCCUGCUCCCAUGUUGUUUCUUCUUAAGCAUUAGCAGUAGAAGGAGAGGGUGAGACAAAUCAAUGUUGUUAUUUUACCAUGAAAUGAUUAGGACAAAUCUUGGAAGACAUAAAAUAAUUGGGGAUGAUACAUUUAUUUAAAGCUGGAAUAAAUUAAGAAAGUAAUAACCUCCCUUUUGGGGUUUGUGUUUUGCAUUUUAUAAACUGAUUUCAUGGCAAUGAUUAUUUGUUUAAAUAAUCAUUUAACCAGAAAUUGUAAGGUCAAAUGAUACCAUUUUGUUUAUUUUACAUUGUCUUAUUUUUAAGACCAGGUGAAAACAUUGAAAUUCCCGUGGAAUGGAAACACUUCUCUGUGGGGUAGUUUAACCCAUUGUAACUCAUUCUGUGUUGUGUGUGUGUGUGUGUGUGUGUGUGUGUGUGUGUGUGUGUGUGUAACAUCUAAGUAAGUAAGGGAAUUUUUAGGUGCCUAGAAUCACGA
This is a messenger RNA of Cavia porcellus (domestic guinea pig), 8266 nucleotides long. Its product is annotated as E3 ubiquitin-protein ligase TRIM68. Gene Ontology annotation, molecular function: ubiquitin protein ligase activity; protein binding. The record is from RefSeq and is a predicted model, not a curated record. Gene Ontology annotation, biological process: protein ubiquitination. Gene Ontology annotation, cellular component: cytoplasm. NCBI's taxonomy places the organism in Eukaryota, Metazoa, Chordata, Mammalia, Rodentia, Caviidae.